This is a messenger RNA of Dovyalis caffra, 648 nucleotides long. Lineage: Eukaryota; Viridiplantae; Streptophyta; Magnoliopsida; Malpighiales; Salicaceae. The record is from the annotation of a GenBank genome assembly.
AUGACUGAUACCCAGAAACCUAAAUUCACUAUUCCACCUCCUGAUAAAGCCUCAAAGCCUGAAAUGCUACGUGCCCUUGAUGGUCCAAGUGGGGUUGGUAAAGAUGCUGUUAUCAAGAAAUUGAGACAAGUUAGAGAAAGUUUGCAUUUUGUUGUGACUGCUACUAGUAGGCCAAUGAGAGAAGGUGAGGUUGAUGGUAAAGAUUAUUAUUUUGUGUCAAAGGAAGAAUUUUUAUCAAUGGUAGAGAGAAAUGAAUUGUUAGAGUAUGCACUUGUCUAUGGUGAUUAUAAAGGGAUACCAAAAAGGCAAAUUCGGGAGUCUAUGGCAAAAGGGCAUGACAUAGUUUUGAGAGUCGAUGUACAAGGAGCUGAGACUUUGAGGAGGAUUUUGGGGAAUUCUGCUGUCUUUAUAUUUUUAGUGGCGGAGAGUGAGUUGGAACUCGUGGAGAGGUUGAUUGAUAGGAAGACUGAGACUAGCGAGGCUUUGCUUGUGAGGAUUGCGACCGCGAGAGAGGAGGUGAAGCAUGUUAGGGAUUUCGACUAUGUGGUAGUGAAUGGUGAAGGGAAGUUGGAUGAUGCAGUUAAGUUGGUGGAAUCUAUUAUUGAUGCUGAGAAGGCCAAGGUCCAGCAAAGGAGGGCUGUGAUUUAG